GUCGUUAGGAGGAAACAGUCAUUUCUGUCCACCUCAUUUUUAGACGUCGUUUUAUGACAAACGGGACGAUGACAACUUGCGCCAACUUCCGGUCCGUUUUUGAUUUGUUCUCAAAAGAAGAGGCUUUGGAGCUGAGAGAGGUGAACCCUGUCCUGAAGGAGGCUUUAAACGCUGACUCAGCUGCAGAGUAUGUGGAAGACAAAAGUUCAGAUCAUGAUCAGAGGAGAGAAGCCCAUUUGCUCAGAGAGGUGUCAGAUAAACUGGUCUGCUCUGCCUGUAAAUGUUCCUUUAAUAAUCGUGAGGAACAGAGGGAGCACUACAAGCUCGACUGGCAUCGGUUCAACCUAAGACAAAAGAUGGCAGGAUUAACGCCUCUCACAGCAGAAGAGUUUGAGAAGAAAACGGGAGCAGGAGACCUGUCCAGUAUCUCAGGCUCAGAGUCCGAUUCAGAACAAGAGGACUUGGAUAGCGAUAGCGGCACAAUGGGGUGCAAUGUCUCCGGCACAGAUAAUGAGAGCUCAGUUGAAUCUAAUUUAAUUACUGGUCGACUUUCCACUAAAGUGUUUUUUCAGAACUCUGCAGGAGAGUAUCUGUCGGUCUAUCGAAGCGUGCUGUUCAGAAAGUCAGAUGAAGCAUUUGAUCCAGUUUCUUCCUUGAAGUCCAUAAACCAAAAGACUCUGUGGGUCAUUCUCAUGACAGGAGGAGGCCACUUUGCUGGUGCUGUGUUUGAAGGAAAACAAGUAGUCCUUCACAAGACCUUUCACCGAUACACUGUGCGAGCAAAGAGAGGCACGGCUCAGGGACUCAGAGAUUCCCAGAACCGCAGUCACGCACCAAAGUCUGCAGGAGCAGCUCUGAGGCGGUACAACGAGGCAGCUCUCGUCAAGGACAUUCAAGAUCUUCUGCUAACCUGGGCUGAACACUUGAACAAAGCCUCCGCAAUAUUUGUGCGAGCGCCUAGCUACAACAAGACCAUCUUUAUUGGUGGCCGCGGAGCACCCCUUGAAAAAAAAGAUCCCCGAAUCCGUUCCAUUCCUUUCGCUACACGCAGAGCCACAUUUCGAGAGGUACAGCGGGUGCAUGAGUUCCUUUCUACGGUUCACGUGUAUGGGAAAGACGCAGACAUGUCUGCAGUGUUUAGUCCAUGUAAGAAGACGUUGAAAAACAUCAAACCUGCAGCACAAAAGAUCACAGAUCAGGAGGAAGAGUUAUUGCUGGCGCCAACCGAAGAAAAGCAGGAAAGCUCAGAAGAAGAGGGAGGGGAGAUCCAGCUGGAGAUGGUGGAGCUCACUUUAGGAACCCUUGACCUCAGGGAGUCUGAAAUUUAUCCCCCCAGGCGCAAGAAAAGGAGGCAGAGAAAGAAGGAGGCAGCCAAACAACAAAAUGAUGAAAAGAGUAAUGAUGAAGCAUAUGAUCAACAAGAAGCAGUUCCAGAAGCAACGCCAGCAGAAGACGACGCUCAACAGAUGCAGACUUUGAAAAAGAACAAGAGGAAAGCACAGAGUAAAAAACAAGAAGAUGAUGUUGACUCGAGCGAAUAUGGCUUGAGGGAUGCGCUGUUUACAGCAUGCAAAAUUGGAGAUGUAGGUUCUCUCUGUAGUCUUCUUCAGCUACCUCAGGAGGUAGAAGAGAAUUGUGAAAAGAUGGAAAGCAAUCCUUCUACGUUUCCAAGUCCUUUGAGUCUCCUUAAUAAGCCUAUAGACUCAUCAGGGUUCACUUUGCUGCACGUUGCUGCAGCAGCUGCACAAAAGGCUGUGGUCUGGCUGCUCCUUGAUGCAGGAGCAGAUCCUGCCUGCAGGGAUAACAAAGGCCAGACACCGUAUAUUGUCACUCCCGACAAAGACACAAGGAGCGUCUUUCGUAAAUACAUGGGUGAGAAUCCCGAAAAGUACAACUACAGCAAGGCACAGAUCCCCGGGCCGCUAACGGCAGAGUCUGAAUUCAAAAAGGCUGAGAAGAAAAAGGCCCAAAGGGCUCAAAAAAGACAGAGAGAUAAAGAACAGAAGGAGGAAAAGAGGAAGCAGGAGUUGGAAGAAGAAGAAAAGAGGAAGUUUGCAUCUCUGACAGACCGGGAAAAGAGAGCUUUGGCAGCAGAGAGGAGGUUGGCAGAGCAAGUAGCUGCAGCAGGAGUUGGCGCCUCUUAUGUCAAGAGGUGUUGGCAGUGUGGGGAAUCUCUGCUUGCAAAGAUCCCAUUUCACUACCUUGAGUAUUCUUUCUGCUCUCCACGUUGCGUUCAAGCACAUCGACAAGCAAACCUUGCCCCGGGCAAGACUUAACAUUCAUUUGAAAAACUUUUAAUUAACAGGAAGCUGCCUCAUUAAAACUAUUUGAGCAUUUUGCUCUUUGGAACUUUGUUUUGCACUUAAG
Molecule: messenger RNA, 2367 nt
Organism: Nematolebias whitei (Rio pearlfish)
Lineage: Eukaryota; Metazoa; Chordata; Actinopteri; Cyprinodontiformes; Rivulidae
Gene: ankzf1
Product: ankyrin repeat and zinc finger peptidyl tRNA hydrolase 1
Exons: 16
Coding region: 54-2276 (740 amino acids)
Molecular function (GO): protein binding
Source: RefSeq, a predicted model, not a curated record